This is a messenger RNA of Penicillium verhagenii, 1251 nucleotides long. RefSeq names its product acyl-CoA desaturase. The transcript is spliced from 2 exons. Gene Ontology annotation, molecular function: heme binding; iron ion binding; stearoyl-CoA 9-desaturase activity. Bases 1 to 1251 code for a protein of 416 amino acids. Gene Ontology annotation, biological process: unsaturated fatty acid biosynthetic process. The record is from RefSeq and is a predicted model, not a curated record. Lineage: Eukaryota; Fungi; Ascomycota; Eurotiomycetes; Eurotiales; Aspergillaceae. Gene Ontology annotation, cellular component: endoplasmic reticulum membrane.
AUGAAUAGCCCUAACCAAUGGGGGCGGUUCUUUACGAAAGCGCGCCCUCUCACCAGCUCUGGACUGCAAGAAAGCACCAAGCCACGCUCACUAAACUGGCCGAUUGUGUUUUUCCUAAUUGGCCUCCCCGUCGGGGUGAUUCUAUCUCUUCUAUGGGUCCCCAUAUAUACAGAGACUCUCUUGAUGGUCCCACUCUGGAUGAUCGGCCGAACCCUUAGCAUUACAGCUGGCUAUCAUCGGCUAUGGUCUCAUAAAUCCUAUACCGCCAGUUCAUCCCUGAAGGUGGCCAUGGCAAUCAUUGGCGCCGGAGCGGGACAAGGCAGUAUAAUAUUCUGGUGCCGAGGCCACCGCGCACAUCAUCGCUACGUUGAUACCGACGACGACCCAUACAGUAUCAAGAAAGGGUUCUUUCACGCACACAUUGGCUGGAUGCUAUACGAAAGCGAAGGAAUACCCUAUGGUGUCCCCAUCAACCGCAACGUGGACAUCAGUGACCUCAAAUCAGAUCCAAUAGUGCGAUGGCAGCACCGAUAUUAUAUACCCCUGUUCCUCCUUGUGGGCUACGCCGCCCCAACAUUAGCCUCUGGCCUUCUAUACGGUGACUAUCUAGGCGGCUUCCUCUACACGGGCAUUUUGGCUGUAGCCCUCGCACAGCAAGGCACUUUUUGUGUGAAUUCCGUCGCGCAUUGGGCUGGAUCGCAGCCUUUUGCGUCGGAAAAGUCUCCACGGGAUAGCUAUCUCACUGGUAUUUUCACGCUUGGCGAGGGAUAUCAUAAUUUCCACCAUGAGUUCCCAAUUGAUUACCGCAAUGGGGUGCGAUGGUAUGAUGCCGAUCUAACGAAGUGGCUGAUUUGGACCUUAUCUCAGCUUGGGCUUGCUAGUAAGCUGCGGCGCUUCCCUCAAAAUGAGAUUGAGAAAGGGAGGAUUCAACGGAAAUGGGAGAUCUUGAAUGCAGAAGGCAAGACAGUUAGUUGGGGUAUACCAUCUGAAGAGUUACCGACUAUGGAGUGGGAGGAGUUUAAACAGCAAGCGAGAACAGGGUGUAAUUUUGUGGUUAUUAGAGGAGUUGUGCAUGAUGUUUCAGCAUUUGUGAGCGAGCAUCCGGGAGGUACGGCUUUAAUCACUGGAGCGAUUGGAAAGGAUGCAACAGAGAUGUUUGAAGGCGGGGUCUAUGCGCAUUCUGGUGCAGCUUCCAAUCUUUUGGAUAAUAUGAGAGUGGCCAGGAUUAUAGAUACUGUCAAGUUGAUUUAG